AUGCCGAGCGAGUUCCUCUCGCACACGGCCUGGAUUGACAAACUGGCCGCCGAGUCUCCCGACGAUGUCUGGAUCAAAUCUCCCGUCACGUCCGACAAAGGUGCGGUAACAUGGCAGGAUAUCACAUUCCUGGAGCUUAGCAAGGCCGUCGACACGAUGGCCCGCUGGAUGGAGAAGGAGCUCGGCCUGGGAACUGGUGACGAACCUGUCGCUUAUACCGGUGUCAACGACGCCCGGUACCCAAUCAUCAUCCUGGCGGCAUUGAAAACCGGCUACAAGGGCUUCAUGGUCUCUCCUCGGAAUUCGCUGGAGGGCAACCUGCAUCUGCUCAAGGCGACACAAUGCAGCAAGUUCAUCCACAGUGCCGAGUUCAAGACCACCGUCGACGGGGUCGCGGCAGAAGCAGCACAGCUGAGGACCUCACAGGUGCCGGAGCUACAGGAGAUCCUCUCCACUUCAAGCGACGCCCCUUAUGAGAGUCGCGCCGACAGGUACCUCCAAGACGACAAGACAGUCCUCAUCCUCCACUCCAGUGGCUCGACCGGCAAUCCGAAGCCCGUAUAUCUCAACGGCGGCAUCUUCCGGGUCGGCGCCCAGAGCCCGGCGCUGCCCGUCCCUGAAGGCCGGAAGAAUGUCCACAACCAGAUCCUGGGCACAAGGCUCAUGCUUUGCACCAUGCCCUUCUUCCAUGUCUACGGGGUGAUGAUGAUCUCCAACCGUUCCUUUUACAACCGGGGACCUCUAGCCCUACUCCCCCCUGGGGUACCGCCGACUGCUGAGCUCUUGCUUGAUGUUAUUGCCAAAGUCAACCCAUCCGUGGUUGUCUGUGCGCCCUCUAUUCUCGAAGACAUUUGCAACGUACCCGGCGGCGUCGAGAAGCUUUCCAAGUUGGAGCACAUAUUUUAUGGCGGUGCGCCCUUGGCCAAGGCGUGCGGCGAUGAGAUCUCCAAGGUUACCACUCUCGUCAACACCAUCGGUAACACCGAGUCCUUCAACUUCCCCAACCUGAUCCCGCUCGACGGCGCGGACUGGGAAUACUUUGAGUGGAACCCCAACUGUGGGAUCGUCAUGGAACCCACGGCGGAGGACGGAGUGGCGGAGCUCGUCAUUCAACGCCAGCCUGGCAACGACUACCAGGGCGUCUUCCACAACUUUCCCGGCACCGACGAGUUUCGCCCCAACGACUUGUUCGAACAGCACCCCACCAAGGAAGGGCUCUGGAAAUACGUCGGCAGGGCUGACGAUAUCAUCGUACUGCGCAACGGUGAGAAGACGAACCCGGUGUCGUUCGAGAAGGCGAUCGAAGGACACCACUGGGUCAAGGGUGCCCUCGUGGUCGGAACGGGACAGCUACAGACUGGCUUGAUCAUCGAGCUGCACGCUGAACACGCCCACCUGACUCUGGACGAGGUUCUGAAGGACGUGUGGCCGGUUGUGGAAGAAGCCCACAAACACUGCCAAGCGCACGCCCACGUUUGGCGGACCAUGGUGUUGCUCUCGACCCCGACAAAGCCCUUCAAGCGCGCGCCAAAGGGCUCCAUCAUGCGGAAAGCCACAAACAAGCUGUACGAGGACGAGAUCAAGAUCCUGUUCGAGGGGCCCGCCGACACCAACUCGGCCGCUCAGGGCAACAACGGUCUGAACAACAGCCAGAUUCGUGACAUGGUGAAAAAGGCUGUCUUGUCGGUUGUCGAAGGCCACGUAAGCGGCGACAUCACCGACGAUGCCAACCUCUUCAAACUCGGUGCCGACUCUCUCCAGGUGAUGCAAAUCCGCCAGGUCCUCAGCUCCGCCGGCGUCACCUGCCCGACGCGGGCGGUUUACGAGAACCCAAGCAUCAACCUCCUCGCCAAAGCCCUCGGCAACGGGGCCAGCAGCGAAACCCCAGCCAUUACUGUCUCCAGGGAGGAGAAAAUGUCAGCCAUGAUCCACAAGUACACCGACUUUGCGCCGGUAACAACCCAACAACCAUCCGACUCCUCCUCCGCCAUGCUGCUCGUCGGCUCCACAGGCGCCCUCGGCACCCACCUCCUGCACGAGCUCCUCCAAAACCCGUCCAUCACGCGCAUCUAUUGCCUCAACCGCUCCGCCGACGCCGCCGCGCGCCAAACCCAAGCCUUCCUCGACCGCGGCCUCACCCUCGACACCCCGGCCCCGGACAACAACAACCUGGCGUCCCACCCCAAGAUCCGCUUCCUGACGGGCCAAACCCACCUCCCGCUCUUCGGCCUCGACUCAACCACUUACGCCGACCUCCAGGCCGACGUCGCCACCAUCCUGCUCAACGCCUGGCCCGUCAACUUCAACAGCACGCUGGCGACCUUCGAGGACAACAUCGCGGGCGUGAAGCGGUGCGUCGACUUCGCGGCGGGUGCGCCCCGCCGCCCCCACAUCGGCUUCGAGGGCGCGGCGCUGACGGUGCCCGAGGCGUUUGAGCUGGAUAAUAGCCUGCCGGCGAGGCAGGGGUAUGGCGAGUCGAAGCACGUGGCGAGUUCGAUCCUGGCGCGGGCCGCGAGGGAGGGAGUCGUGGGUGGCACGGUGUUGAGGGUGGGGCAGCUGGCGGGUACGGCCGAGGCGGAGGGGGUGUGGAAUCGUCAUGGUGAUGGUGUUGCAGAAUGGGUGCCCUCGCUCAUCAAGACGUCCAAGUCGCUCGGCAAGAUCCCGCGGUCUCUGGGACCGUCGAAUGACAAUGUCAUCUGGGUGCCCGUGGACACGGCGGCAAAGAUCAUCCUCGAGUUCCUUCCGCUGGACGGUGAGAAGGAAGACUCUAGGGAAGCCGGGUGCUUCAACGUGAUGAACCCGCAAAUCACGCAAUGGAGCGCCCUGGUGGCAACGACGCAAGAGUACUACGCAAAGGAGGGACAUGAGAUUGUGACAGUCGAUCUUGACGAGUGGUUGGAUGAGCUCAAGGGAAUCGAUGCCGCGCAGACGCCAGAACAGAUCGACCAAUACCCUGCCGUCAAGAUCCUCGACUUUUUUGAGGGGCUCAAGGCGGACGGGGACAUGAAGGGGCCUUUGACGGGCUUUGCAACGGAGAAGGGGAGUCUGAAGAGUCCUGCGAUGGCUGGCUUGCGGUCGUUGGAGGGUAGCCUGAUGCAGAAAUGGCUACAGGAGUGGGACUUUUGAGGGACUUGCUUUUGAUGGAAUAUUC
This is a messenger RNA of Chaetomium fimeti, 3151 nucleotides long. RefSeq lists its product as uncharacterized. The transcript is spliced from 4 exons. Lineage: Eukaryota; Fungi; Ascomycota; Sordariomycetes; Sordariales; Chaetomiaceae. Gene Ontology annotation, molecular function: phosphopantetheine binding. The record is from RefSeq and is a predicted model, not a curated record. Bases 1 to 3126 code for a protein of 1041 amino acids.